UUCGUGUGGUACGGUCUGUAUGACAAUCAAUAGGCUAAAGUUAUACUGAACAACUUGAAACUCCAAUUGUUUUAAGCUUCGUAUACUCUACUCUUGGCAACUUUGGCUCAAAACUUGAAUCAAUAUCAUCAGCAGCAGAUGAAUCUUAUUCAUGGAACAACUCGAUCAACAAUCAACAUCCCAUCAAUCAAACCCAAAUUCUCACUUACACGCACCACAACUCACCCUCUGUUCUCCACUACAUCAUCUUUUCAAUCAAAUCUCGCAAACAAAAUCCUAAACUCCAAAUCAGCAACCGAGGCACUUCAACUAUACUACUCAUCUUCCAACCACACAGACCCCACCAAGACCCUCAAACUCCAUUCUGCUGCAAUCCACUUCUUAACCAAUGCAAGACUUUACUUGAAGGCAAGGUGUUUGAUGAAAUGCCUCAUAGAAACUCUUAACAAAUCUUGCACUCCAAACAGACUCUGUUCAUUACUCUUUCAUGCCCUUGAUCAAGUUGAAGUUGCCACACCCAGUUCCAAAGUGUUUGGAGUGUUGGUGAUCGCGUUAACCGAAUUGGGUUUUGUUGACGAGGCGUAUUGGGUGGUUAAGAGAACAGAAGAGUUGCCUGCUGGGCAUGUUUGUAACAGGGUUUUAGAUGGGUUUUUGAAGAGGGGGAGGCUUAGUGCAAUGUGGGAGGUUUAUGAACAUGUUAGUUGUCGUGGGAUGUUGCCGGAUGUGGUCACGUAUGGGGUAUUGAUCGAUGGGUGUUGUCGCGAAGGGGAUGUUGAGAAAGCACGGAAGUUGUUCGAUGAAAUGGUUGAGAGAGGUUUGAGUCCGACUGUUGUCGUUUACACGACUUUGAUCCGUGGACUUUGUUGUGAAGGGAGGAUGUUGGAAGCGGAAAGCGUGUUUGGUGGCAUGAGUAAAGCUGGGGUGGAUCCGGAUUUGUAUACUUAUAACGCGUUGUUAGAUGGGCAUUGUAAGAUGGCUAAUGUGGAUAAAGCUCUUGACUUUUACAGAGAAAUGAUGAUCACUGGUGUGACCCCUAAUUUUGUCACGUUCGGUAUCCUUGUCGACAUGUUUCGCAAGAUGAAUAGGACGCUAGCUGCCGAAAGCUGUUUUGCGCAGAUGACGAAGAUUGGCGAGAUUCCUAAUUCGUAUGUGUAUAAUUGUUUGAUCGAUGGGUACUGCAAGGAAGGCAAUCUUUCUGCAGGGAUUAGUUUAUUAUCCGAAAUGGAAACGUUGGGUAUUGCGAAUGAUGUUUAUACUUACUGUAUACUUAUAAACGGUCAUUGCAAUAUGGGCAGAUUAAAAGAAGCAGACGAUUUGUUAAAAGAAAUGAAUAGAAAGGGAGUCGUUGCGAAUUCAGCAGUGUAUAAUUCGCUAAUCAACGGGUAUUCGAAAAGCGGAAACAUGGCAAAAGCUCUGGAGUUAUGUGGUCAAAUGGCAGUCAAUGGUGUGGAGGUUAAUAUCAUAACUUAUUCUACGUUAAUAGACGGUUAUUGUAAGGUAAAAGACAUGAAAUCGGCAAUGGGUUUGUACACAGAAAUGGUGAUUAAAGGUCUCGUGCCCGAUAUUGUUGCAUAUACAGCUUUAAUCGACGGACAUUUUAAAGAUUGUAACACGAAAACAGCUUUACGGAUCUACAAAGAGAUGAUGGAAGCAGGUCUGACUCCGAAUGUUUUCACUCUCAGUUGUUUGAUUGACGGAUUAUGCAAAGACGGUUUAGUUAAUGAUGCGAUCAAGAUUUUCUUGGAUAAUGGUUAUUGCUCCCCGAAUAAUGUUCUUUACACAUCACUAAUUCAUGGACUUUGCAACGACGGCCAAAUUUUCAAAGCGAGCAAGUUUUUUGCGGAUAUGAGAAGUAUCGGCUUGAAGGCGGAUGUGGAGCUUUAUGCUGUCAUUACACAAUGGCAUUUUAAAACAAAGCAUAUUUGUGAUGUGAUGAUGUUACAUGCAGACAUGUUGAAGAUGGGUUUGAUCCCGAAUGAUGUCGUUUAUGGUGUUUUUGCUAGAGGGUAUCGAGAAAUCGGAGAUUACAAAUCAGCAUUCAGGUGUUCUGAUGAUCUUUUACGCGCUGGUGUAAAGGUUUAAUGAUUUUUUUUUUUCAGGAAAAAGAUGGAAAUUGAACCAAAAUUGGUUGCAUUUUAAGAGUUAGUUACCCUUUGGAGAGCAGAACAGCAUUGUUGUAUUAUUCUAUAAUCUUUUAUUUUUUUGGAGAGUUUUGAGCAUAAAAAA
Molecule: messenger RNA, 2226 nt
Organism: Helianthus annuus (common sunflower)
Lineage: Eukaryota; Viridiplantae; Streptophyta; Magnoliopsida; Asterales; Asteraceae
Product: pentatricopeptide repeat-containing protein At5g61400
Exons: 1
Coding region: 139-2082 (647 amino acids)
Molecular function (GO): protein binding
Source: RefSeq, a predicted model, not a curated record